Westerdykella ornata is the source of this 1236-nucleotide messenger RNA. RefSeq lists its product as uncharacterized. The transcript is spliced from 4 exons. The record is from RefSeq and is a predicted model, not a curated record. The coding region runs from base 16 to 912 and encodes 298 amino acids. Lineage: Eukaryota; Fungi; Ascomycota; Dothideomycetes; Pleosporales; Sporormiaceae.
GAUGACAGCGGUUCCAUGCAAUUUGAAGAAGAAGGCAGCCGCAUCAAGGACCUCAGGCUGAUUCUCGAGCGUGUUGCCUUUGCAGCCACGCUCUUUGAUGCCGAUGGCAUCUCCAUACGGUUCAUGAACACUGACCUGAGCGGUCUCCGCGACAACAACGGUCGCCCUCUCCAGGAUGGCGUUGCCACGGAAGCUCAGAUUGAGUCCAUCAUGCGGGGCGUCCAGUUCAAAGGGCUUACACCCAUGGGGACAGCCUUGAAGCAGAAGGUUAUCGACGAGAUUGUCCUCUCCAAAGCCCAAUCUGGACAGCUGCGUAAACCAGUCCUCGUGAUCGCCGUUACCGAUGGCCAGCCCGCUGGGGAACCGCAAGAUGCCGUGUUCAACACCAUUCGCUAUGCAUACGACACGCUGAGUCGCUUCCCGCAAUACGGUCGUGGUGCUCUUUCGUUUGAGUUUGCCCAGGUCGGUAACGACGAGGCGGCAAAGAAGUUCCUUGCUAAGCUCGAUUCUGACCCCAAUGUCGGCCCCAUGGUUGACUGCACGUCAAACUUCGAGAACGAGCAGGAAGAGAUGUCCCGAGCGAGCCCGCCCGUCGAUCUCACUCCCGAUAUGUGGAUCAUGAAGCUGCUGUUGGGACGAGAAAACCCGCAAUCCCGCGGCGCCUGGCGGGUACGGAGCACCUCAACAGGGUUAUGGGGCGCCACCUCCUGGCCAGUAUGGCUACGGUCAACCUCCUCCACAGCAAUACGGUGGUCAGCCGCAAUAUGGAGCUCCCCCUCCAGGCCAGUAUCCUCCUCAAGGGCAAUACCCACCCCAAGGACAGUACCCGCCGCAGCAAGGGGGAUAUCCAGGGCAGCAGCAGUAUGGAGGACCGCCCCCGCAGCCACCCAGAUACUAGCCCCAACUUCGUGAGCAGCCAGGUGGUUGCGAGCGAGGUGGAGUUGGGCAGUGCGUUGCUUCGGGCAAACCUAUGGGCAUGAGUGAUGGAUCUUUUCAUUGGUUCUCGAAUGUAUUCAAUAGUUCGGGAGCGUGCUUGCUCGGCCGUCCUGCGGCCUGGGAGAGUGUUGGAGGGCCCUUGACGUAGGAAUCAAUGUGUAACCCUAAAUUAUCACGUGGUGUCCUUCGCUUGCCGCCCUGAGGCGAUAUCAGGGAAGGCAAGGAGAAAGGAGCAAGCGCCAGAAGAAGCAAGAUAUACUUGUGACGGAAUCGAGAUAAGACAAGGGAAUCAUCCGCCCG